AUGGCAUCAAGGCAGGAUUUCACAAUAACCGCCUGUGAAAAAUGUGGCGAAACUUCUACGCAAGACGAAGGCAUGGUAGGAUGCAAUGGUUGUGCUGGAUGGUUCCACUAUCGCUGCGUUGGAGUCACAGACGAAGUGAAAAAGCAAAAAAAGUGGUUCUGUCCGAGCGAAGCGUGCCAACAAUUGUUCUACAAAUUUCAAAGAAAGCAAGAAGCCGGGAGAAAGGGUGCUUUGAAGAAAACAGAAGGUUCUGACAAAUCAAGCACAACUUCUGAACAAAGAAUGAGUCUUUGGAGCGAAAAUAAAGAUGAAACGAUCAGAAUGCAGGACACUAAUCAGUCUGUCAGAGAAGAAACACAUGAGACUGAAAAACGACACGCUUUGGAAAAACAGGAUAUGGAAAUCGAGGCAAUGACAAGGCAGUAUGAACUGGAAGCAGAAUUACGGGAACGAAAGCUUAAGUUAGAGGAGCAGAUGUUGAAAAAAGCUUUAAAUGAUAAACGGAUGUAUUUAGAGAAAGCCAAGAAAAUGCGUGAAUCCUAUCAAUCCCAAAUGGAUGCCAUGGAUAAGGAGUUAGCUGAGCUGAGUAUCGGAUCUAAGACCGGAAUGGCGAAGGGCGGUUGUAGUAAAACUUCGACACCUGUCGGGAAAUCUAAUGUACACAUCAGCAAAAAUUCGUCUAAGCUUCCAAAGCGUGGAAGCUCCGAUAAAGAUACGUCAUCGGAUUUAGAAAGUAGCACGACUGAUAGUAUCAUGGAUAGCUCCUUCUCCGAUUCAACAGAUAUCGUGAACACGCUUGCAUUCCUUGAUGAAGGAGCGUCAGUCACCCUGAUCGAGAAUUGUCUCGCAAAAAGACUAAACUUAGUUGGCCAGCUGGACCCACUCACCAUCAAAUGGACGGCAGAUGUAACACGAACCGAGAAAGAUUCUAUUCGAGCAGAUAUGCAAAUAUCAUCAAAGGCGAACAGUGACGGUUGGAUGCUACGAGGUGUUCGAACGGUGUCUCAACUACUUCUACCAAUGCAAACUUUGAACGCUGAGGAACUUAAAAUGCAUUAUCCGUUCCUAACUGAAGUACCAGUUCAAUCUUUCUCUGGAGAAAGGCCAGGACUCCUCAUCGGACUGAAUAAUUUGGAUGUGAUCGCCCCCCUGGAGACUAAAUUAGGAAACGUCGGUGACCCUAUUGCAGUGCGGUCCAAAUUAGGUUGGUCGAUUUACGGCCCAAUCGGAGAAGCUAUAACAUGUUCGACUAGUGGUUAUGUAGGAAUCCAUGUAGAACCUACUAACCAAGAAAUACAUGAUUUACUUAAAUUGUAUUACUCUGUAGAUGAGUCUGUUGAGUCAAUAUCAGCUGAAUCAAAAGAAGACCAGAGAGCGCGUCGUAUAUUGGAAACGACCACGAUGAGAAUCGGUGACCGUUUCGAAACCGGGCUUCUGUGGAAUACAGAUAGCCCCUGGUUUCCAAACAGUUACGGUAUGGCGUUUGGUCGCAUGCAGGAACUUGAACGGCGACUAAUAAAUAAGCCUCAAUUGUACGGUAAUGUUUGUUCACAAAUCGAACAAUACUUACAAAAGGGCUACGCCCACAUAGCGACAGAUGAAGAGCUGUCGGAAACCAACUCCCACCAAACGUGGUACUUACCGUUGAAUGUGGUUUUGAAUAAAAAGAAGCCCGAUAAAGUUCGUUUAGUUUGGGACGCGGCAGCCUCGGUUAAAGGGGUUUCUCUGAAUUCUCAACUAUUGAAAGGUCCAGAUAUGACGGUGUCCUUGCCGGCUGUCAUCAGUCGUUUCCGGGAGCGCCGAGUCGCCUUUGGAGCCGACCUUAAGGAGAUGUAUCAUCAAAUCCGAAUAAGGACGGAAGAUAGGCAAGUACAAAGGUUUCUUUUCCGCACAGAUCGCUCCAAGCCUCCCACGACUUAUGUGAUGGAUGUAGCCACCUUUGGAGCAACAUGCUCCCCGUGUUCGGCUCAAUAUGUAAAAAACCUUAACGCUAGUGAAUUCGCGACCGAGUAUCCCAAGGCAUCGGCUGCAAUCGUGAAUAAUCAUUAUGUUGAUGAUUACUUUGACAGCGUAGACACUGUAGAACAAGCGAUUGAAUUAGCCACUCAGGUACGAUAUAUUCAUAUCAAGGGCGGGUUUGAGAUUCGGAACUGGGUCUCAAAUUCAAGAGAGUUGCUUAUCAAAAUAGGCGAGCCAAAUGCGAUCCAAAGUAUUCAAAUCAGCCGAAACAAAGAGACCAACAAUGAACGAGUCUUAGGAAUCAUCUGGAACCCGCACGAUGAUAUGUUUUCUUUUUCCACUACUCAUAGAGACGAAGUUAGCAAAUACUUACAUGGAGAUUCACGACCGACUAAACGUAUCGUCCUCAGUUGCGUCAUGGGAUUUUUUGAUCCGUUGGGCUUACUCUCACCAUUCACUGUCUUGGGAAAGAUGCUUAUUCAGGACCUGUGGCGCACUGGCUGCGAAUGGGACGAACAAAUAGAUGAUGAUUCAUAUGCCAAGUGGAAAAAAUGGAUCAGCAUGAUGUCCCAAGUUGAAAAUGUUCGAAUCGACCGUUGUUAUCUUGGUAGUUUACAUUCUAAAGAUAUCGAAUCUCUGCAGUUGCAUGUGUUUACGGACGCCAGUGAACACGCGUACGGCUGCGCAGUCUACCUUCGGAGCUCAUGGCAGCUGUUCGUGGAGCUAAAGUUUUGA
This is a messenger RNA of Uranotaenia lowii, 2694 nucleotides long. RefSeq lists its product as uncharacterized. NCBI's taxonomy places the organism in Eukaryota, Metazoa, Arthropoda, Insecta, Diptera, Culicidae. The record is from RefSeq and is a predicted model, not a curated record. The transcript has 3 exons. Bases 1 to 2694 code for a protein of 897 amino acids.